This is a messenger RNA of Parus major (Great Tit), 417 nucleotides long. Its product is annotated as cytosolic beta-glucosidase-like. NCBI's taxonomy places the organism in Eukaryota, Metazoa, Chordata, Aves, Passeriformes, Paridae. The transcript is spliced from 3 exons. The record is from RefSeq and is a predicted model, not a curated record. Gene Ontology annotation, biological process: carbohydrate metabolic process. Gene Ontology annotation, molecular function: hydrolase activity, hydrolyzing O-glycosyl compounds. The coding region runs from base 1 to 417 and encodes 138 amino acids.
AUGGUCUUGCUUCCAAAGAAGCCAGUGCUGGAGGAUAUUGCUUUUCCAGUUGGAUUUGCUUGGGCUGCAGCUACAGCAGCAUAUCAAAUUGAAGAAGGCUGGAAUGCAGAUGGAAAGGGCCCUAAUGUCUGGGACAUAUUCACCCAUCAGGGAGGAGAUCGAGUUUUCAAGAACCAGACUGGUGAUGUAGCUUGUGGCAGCUACACUCUGUGGGAGGAAGAUUUGAAAUGUAUCAAACAGCUUGGAUUGACUCAUUAUUGCUUUUCUCUUUCCUGGUCACGUCUGUUACCUGAUGGGACGACAGGUUUCAUCAACCAGAAACGCAAUUGUUUCUUAAAAAUAGAAGGUUGCAGCUUUAAUUCAAGGUUAUUGCUGCAGUCUGGCAUAAUUAAUCCAGUAUGCUAUUCUGCAGUGUAG